This is a messenger RNA of Centrocercus urophasianus (Greater sage-grouse), 576 nucleotides long. Its product is annotated as bromodomain-containing protein 4-like. Gene Ontology annotation, biological process: positive regulation of transcription elongation by RNA polymerase II; chromatin remodeling. Lineage: Eukaryota; Metazoa; Chordata; Aves; Galliformes; Phasianidae. Gene Ontology annotation, cellular component: chromatin; nucleus. The annotation marks the transcript as partial. The record is from RefSeq and is a predicted model, not a curated record. The transcript is spliced from 3 exons.
CCUCUCUGCCCUCUGCAGGAUUAUUAUAAGAUAAUUAAAACGCCGAUGGACAUGGGAACAAUAAAGAAACGCUUGGAGAAUAACUACUACUGGAAUGCUCAAGAAUGUAUCCAGGAUUUUAACACGAUGUUUACAAACUGUUACAUCUACAACAAGCCAGGAGAUGACAUAGUCUUAAUGGCAGAAGCUCUAGAAAAGCUCUUCCUGCAGAAAAUCUCCGAAAUGACGCAGGAAGAAACUGAAAUCGUUAUAGCCCAGACAAAAGGGAGAGGACGCGCGCGGAAGGAAGCAGUGACAUCCAAGCCAGGAUCAUCCACGGUACAGAACACAACCCAGGCCUCGUCCCCAGCCCAGACUCAGGCCCCACAGCAGAACCUCCAGGCCGCACAGACCACCCAUUCCUUCACUGCUGUCACCCCUGACCUCAUCGUCCCGACGCCCGUGAUGACGAUGGUGCCUCCACAGCCCCCGGUGCCGCCUCCGCCGGCCCCCCAGACCCCCGCCCCGCCGGCCCCGACCCCCCAGCCCAUCCAGCCUCACCCCCCCGUCAUCCCCACGCCUGCUCAGCCCGUCAAG